AACAUAGCCAUUGCUCUGACAGUGUUGUGAAGGGAGCAGAAGAGGAGAAACCUAAUCUCCGAACCCAACAACACCUAGCAACAGUAGAAAAAACUUUUAAACAAAAGUCUGGGUGGGAGAUAUACAACAACUUCCAAUUUCUGCUGAUCGGGAUUUCAGGGAGAAGAAGCUGCUUUCCCUCCUCUCUACUCUGUUUCCUGCAUGACUUCAGCUAUUGGCUGGUCCUGGGAAAGAAAGUGGGAAAAGCUUUUUCCUCUGUAUUCUUUUGGGCUGGAUAGUUUUUGAGAACUCGAAUCUGUCUUGGGCUGUGAGACAAGCCACUGGGUUCUUCAAAGGAUAAACUACCUACAUAGAGGACAUACCUUUGGUUAAAGGAGCUGCCGUCAGGUGGGAAUGAGAUCUCGAAACCAAGGUGGUGAAAGUGCAUCUGAUGGGCAUAUCUCCUGUCCCAAGCCCUCCAUCAUCGGCAAUGCUGGUGAAAAAAGUCUCUCAGAAGAUGCAAAAAAGAAGAAGAAAUCAAAUAGGAAGGAGGAUGAUGUCAUGGCCUCAGGAACUGUCAAACGACACCUAAAAACAUCUGGAGAAUGUGAACGAAAAACUAAGAAAUCCCUGGAGUUAUCCAAAGAAGACCUCAUCCAACUACUCAGUAUAAUGGAAGGGGAGUUGCAGGCCAGAGAAGAUGUGAUCCACAUGCUGAAGACAGAGAAAACCAAGCCUGAGGUUCUGGAGGCUCAUUACGGGUCUGCGGAGCCAGAGAAAGUGCUGCGGGUCCUGCACCGAGAUGCCAUUCUUGCCCAGGAGAAAUCCAUAGGAGAAGAUGUCUAUGAGAAACCGAUUUCAGAGCUGGACAGACUUGAGGAAAAACAGAAAGAAACCUACCGGCGCAUGCUAGAGCAGCUGUUGCUGGCCGAGAAGUGUCAUAGGCGCACCGUAUACGAGUUAGAGAACGAGAAGCAUAAACACACUGACUACAUGAACAAGAGCGACGACUUCACCAACCUGCUGGAGCAGGAGCGGGAGAGGUUAAAAAAGCUCCUUGAACAAGAAAAGGCUUAUCAAGCCCGCAAAGAAAAGGAAAAUGCUAAACGACUCAAUAAACUAAGAGAUGAGCUUGUUAAACUCAAAUCCUUUGCACUCAUGCUGGUGGAUGAAAGACAAAUGCACAUUGAACAACUUGGCCUGCAAAGCCAGAAAGUACAGGAUCUUACUCAGAAGCUGAGGGAAGAAGAAGAGAAGCUCAAAGCCAUUACUUCCAAAUCCAAAGAAGACAGACAGAAAUUGCUCAAGUUAGAAGUGGACUUUGAACACAAGGCUUCGAGGUUUUCUCAAGAGCAUGAAGAGAUGAACGCUAAACUGGCUAAUCAAGAGUCUCACAAUAGGCAACUUAGACUCAAGCUGGUUGGCUUAACCCAAAGAAUCGAGGAGCUAGAAGAGACCAACAAAAAUCUGCAGAAGGCAGAGGAAGAACUUCAAGAAUUAAGAGAUAAAAUUGCCAAAGGAGAAUGUGGAAACUCUAGCCUCAUGGCAGAAGUGGAAAAUCUUCGAAAGCGUGUGCUUGAAAUGGAAGGUAAAGAUGAGGAGAUCACUAAAACUGAAUCCCAGUGUAGGGAAUUGAGGAAGAAGCUGCAAGAGGAAGAACACCAUAGUAAGGAGCUCAGACUUGAAGUUGAGAAGCUACAGAAGAGAAUGUCUGAACUAGAGAAAUUGGAAGAAGCAUUUAGCAAGAGUAAAUCUGAGUGCACCCAGCUACAUUUAAAUCUGGAGAAAGAAAAGAACUUAACCAAAGACCUGCUAAAUGAAUUGGAGGUGGUCAAGAGUCGAGUUAAAGAAUUGGAAUGUUCUGAAAGUAGAUUGGAAAAGGCUGAAUUAAGCCUAAAAGAUGAUCUUACCAAGUUGAAGUCAUUUACCGUGAUGCUGGUUGAUGAAAGGAAAAAUAUGAUGGAAAAAAUAAAACAAGAAGAGAGAAAAGUGGAUGGACUCAAUAAAAAUUUUAAGGUGGAACAAGGAAAAGUUAUGGAUGUAACUGAAAAACUAAUUGAAGAAAGUAAGAAACUUUUAAAACUAAAAUCUGAAAUGGAGGAAAAAGUAUACAACUUGACAAGAGAAAGAGAUGAGUUGAUAGGCAAAUUGAAAAGUGAAGAAGAAAAAUCCUCUGAAUUAAGCUGCAGUGUUGACUUACUAAAGAAGAGACUUGAUGGUAUAGAGGAAGUGGAAAGAGAAAUAACAAGAGGAAGGUCACGAAAAGGGUCUGAGCUCACCUGCCCGGAAGAUAAUAAGAUUAAGGAACUAACACUUGAAAUUGAGAGACUGAAGAAACGUCUCCAACAAUUGGAAGUGGUCGAAGGGGAUUUGAUGAAGACAGAAGAUGAGUAUGAUCAGCUGGAACAGAAAUUUAGAACUGAGCAGGAUAAGGCUAACUUCCUCUCUCAACAACUAGAGGAGAUCAAGCACCAAAUUGCCAAGAAUAAAGCAAUAGAGAAGGGUGAGGUUGUGAGCCAGGAAGCUGAACUGAGACACAGAUUUCGGUUGGAAGAAGCUAAAAGUCGAGACUUAAAAGCCGAAGUACAAGCUCUUAAAGAGAAGAUUCACGAAUUAAUGAACAAAGAAGAUCAGCUUUCUCAGCUCCAGGUAGAUUAUUCUGUACUUCAACAAAGAUUUAUGGAAGAAGAAAAUAAGAACAAAAACAUGGGGCAGGAGGUUCUCAAUCUGACCAAAGAGUUGGAGCUUUCCAAGCGCUACAGCAGAGCUCUUAGGCCCAGUGUGAAUGGAAGAAGAAUGGUGGAUGUUCCUGUGACGUCAACUGGAGUCCAAACUGAUGCAGUCAGCGGUGAAGCAGCAGAGGAAGAAACGCCAGCUGUAUUCAUACGGAAAUCCUUCCAGGAAGAAAAUCAUAUUAUGAGUAAUCUUCGGCAGGUGGGAUUGAAGAAACCCGUGGAAAGAUCUUCUGUUCUAGACAGGUAUCCUCCAGCAGCAAAUGAGCUCACUAUGAGAAAGUCUUGGAUUCCAUGGAUGAGAAAGAGGGAAAACGGCCCCUCCAUCACUCAGGAGAAAGGGCCCCGAACAAAUUCCAGUCCAGGGCACCCAGGAGAGGUAGUCCUUUCACCAAAGCAGGGCCAGCCCCUGCAUAUUCGAGUGACACCAGACCACGAGAACAGCACUGCGACUUUGGAGAUAACAAGCCCGACAUCUGAAGAAUUUUUUUCUAGUACCACUGUCAUUCCUACCUUAGGGAAUCAGAAACCAAGAAUAACCAUUAUUCCAUCACCAAACGUUAUGCCUCAAAAACAAAAAAGUGGAGAUACUACUCUUGGCCCAGAACGAGCCAUGUCCCCAGUCACAAUUACUACAUUUUCCAGAGAGAAGACUCCAGAAAGUGGAAGAGGCGCAUUUGCAGACAGGCCCACAUCCCCUAUUCAGAUAAUGACGGUGUCUACAUCAGCAGCACCAGCUGAGAUUGCAGUUUCUCCCGAAUCCCAGGAAAUGCCCAUGGGACGGACAAUCCUCAAAGUCACCCCAGAAAAACAGACUGUUCCAACUCCAGUACGGAAAUACAACUCCAAUGCCAAUAUCAUAACCACAGAGGACAAUAAAAUUCACAUUCACUUAGGGUCUCAGUUUAAACGGUCCCCUGGGACUUCAGGUGAAGGAGUCAGUCCAGUUAUUACUGUCCGACCAGUAAACGUGACAGCCGAAAAGGAGGUUUCCACCGGCACUGUCCUUCGCUCUCCCAGGAAUCACCUCUCCUCACGGCCUGGUGCAAGCAAAGUGACGAGCACUAUCACCAUAACACCGGUCACAACGUCAUCUGCUCGAGGAACCCAGUCAGUGUCAGGACAAGACGGGUCAUCCCAGCGGCCUACACCCACCCGCAUUCCUAUGUCAAAAGGUAUGAAAGCAGGAAAGCCAGUAGUGGCAGCCCCAGGAGCAGGAAAUCUGACCAAAUUCGAGCCUCGAGCUGAGACUCAGUCUAUGAAAAUAGAGCUGAAGAAAUCUGCAGCCAGCAGCACCACCUCUCUCGGAGGGGGGAAGGGCUGAGGGCAGUGGCUAAGGGGAAAGCAUCAUCAUUCACCAGUUACGAAUGAACUCCAGAUGAAAUGGUAAACCAAGCACAUACUGGGUGUGUGUACGACCUCUGAAUCCCUAUUGAAUGGACAGCCCUCAAUCAUGACUAAGGUCCUCCAUGCUACUGAUCACUACUGGAAAUAUUUUACUACUUCCAGUGAUUUUUUUUUAAGGAUAUAAUGUAAAAAGCUGAAAAUGGCCUUGCUGAUAAUAUGAAAAUAUGUAGCAAGAGCAAUUCAAUCUAUGUGCCAAAAGAAAUUUCUUUUUGCAAAGCUUUCAGGUCUAUGGGCACAUGCUGUAUAACUUAUAUUUUAUAAUACAUUUUGUAAUGUGAUUUUUUUUGCUAAAGUGUUUCCCUUUUUCAUAGUCUCUGGCACAUAUAUCUAUGGAAUACGCUGUCAGUUCUUCAAAGUACUGGUAUUGUUGCAUUCAAAAUGGUAAUCUAUAAUUAUUUUCUUUUUAUCAAUUUGUUAAUUCUGAAAAAAAGAAAGUACAACUAUAUUUCCUGAGGUAAAUUCAAGAGGUAAAACUUAGAAGCAGGAGACUCUGGAAGAGGUUUUACUAUUGCUUGUACAAUGCUAUGGUUCUGAUCAUGGUUCAAUGCUAACAAAUAAUGCUCUGACUUAAAAGCUUAAUUUUAAAUACUAAAAAUCAGUUUCUAAAGUUGCUCUUUCUGGUGUUCUGGGCCAAAAACCUUGGAUGAAAUGAUUUUUAUAUAGAACAAAUUCAUAAAAGGAGAUGUACCAGUUUAACCAGUAAGGGCAAUAAGAACAGCUUCGACUGACAGUUCAAUUAUACUUCUGAUUGCAUUAUUUACUUGUAUGUAUAAGACUUAUAAUAAGGACUGUGAAAUAAAGAUAGUUCUCACAAUCUAAUCCAAUCAAAACUUGAAUAUAAAAACAGACCUAAAAUGUCAGGAUCUUUUUUAAAAAAUAAGACUGGGCAUGGUGGGUCGUGCCUGUAAUCCCAGCACUUUGGGAGGCCAAGGCGGGAGAAUCGCUUAAGCCCAGGAGUUCAGGAUCAGCCUGGGCAACACAGUGAGAGUCUUAAAAAAAAAAAAAAAAAAAAAAAAAAAAAGAAGUUAGCUGGGCCUGAUUGCACGUGCCUGUAGUCCUAGCUACUUGGGAGUCUGAGGUGGGAGGAUCACUUGAGCCCAGGAGAUGGAGGCUGCAGGGAGCCAUGAUUGUGUCACUGUACUCCAGCCUGGGUGACAGAGUGAGACUCUGUCUCAAAACAAAGACAAACCCACACACACACAAAAACCCCCAAAACCCAGAAGGAAAAAGUAGUACAAGAAAUCUCAGGAUCGAUAACUUUUUUCCCCUUGAUUUUGAAAGAUUUUCGUAACUACAGGUAGGUCAGAGAAUAUAUUCUUUGAAGAUAAAAAGCACAACGUGCAUUACUCAAAUCUCAACGUCAGAGCUACUGUUGAAUUUAGGUUUAUGUGAAAAUGUGCAUCUAAAGUCUACUUGAAACCCUGGUAAUAUACUUUUUUUUUUAAAGACUGUUAAUAUGGACAUGUUUUUAGUAAGGUCUUUAAAGAUAACUUUAAAGAUAAAUUAAGAGUUGACACAUCAGUUUCUGAAUGUGGAAGUCAUUUAUCAUGUAACUUUACUGAAAUUAAAGAGAGAAUGCUUCUGAGUGUCACAAGGAUAACUAAAAGCCACACAAGGAGGACUGCUGGCCCAUUUCUCUAGUUCACAGGUUGUGCUCAGCUUUAGAAGCCCACACACGGGCAUCCAAACUGAGUCUCUGGAAUAGAAAAAUUAAUGAUGGACUUCCUCCCCUAUGUAACCUUGGAAGGUUUUAAGUUACACCUUGGGGAAUUGGCAAAUCAUUUUCAACAUGUAUUAUAAAUUAUAUGAUGUUAAAAUUAUUUUUAAUUUUUUAAAGUAAAAGAAAUGUUACAGUAGGCUUGCCAUAGCUUGAAUGAUUGUGAAAACAUCACAUAAACUUCCAGAAUUUUGGUUACUAAGAAAACUGGAGUGUGUAUGUGUGAUUUUUUAGAAUUGUUACUGGGUUUUGUUUUCUGAAAAUGUUGACUGUAAUGACAUUUUCAAUUAGAAAAGUGUUUUAGUUAGUACUGUUAUAUUUUUUGACUCACAGUUAAGUAUCCUAUUUGCCAAUGUUUGUACCUCUGAUGGCAAAAUUAUUUGAUAUAUUAGAUUAGUAUUUGAAGCAAAUAACUUUCUCAACUUGUGGGAAUUUUAUUAUACUAAUAGUGAAAAUGUUAGAGGAUAAGAUUUUAAAUACUUCUUGAUUUAAAUUAAAAUACUAUAAGAAAUGUAUGUAUAUUUGGAUUUGAAGAUUUUUUUUCCCCAGAUUUAUAAUGAAUUUGGAACUUACAAGAACAAUGAGGAUGAUGGUGCAAUCAGAGUCAUUUAGAUAGAUGGUGAGCCUUUUCUGUCCAUGCUAUGAUUAAGUCCUCUGUUUAAACCCAAAUGCAAUCUGAGUGACACAUGAAUAAAAUUAAUUAGAUUAAUUUUGAAAUAAGAGAAUAUGCAAAAUUAACCAAAAAACCCCCAGAAAACACUGGUCAUCUCCUUCUCUAAUGAAUAAGGAAAUAAGAUCAUAAAUAGUCCCAUCUCAACAUGCAUAUGCAAUUGAAAAAACUGCCCUCACAGGCAAUCCUGGCACAAUCCUAGGCUCAUAAAAUUUCUCUAUCUUUUCUUGUAAAUAAGUCUCCAGUCAUCAUUCUAAAUGGGAAUCAUUUUUAAUGAAAUAAUUAUAACUGUUUUCUGAAAUAUAAUCAUAAUCAGUGUUUCUAGUUCAAGGUACAAUUGAACUAAUCCAUAAUUUUACCCUUUUCUUUUUGAUAAGAGAGUGUUUCAUGAGGGUAUCUUUGGUAGAGAUCUUUUCUCAAGUAUUUUAUAAAAUAUUCGAGUUUGAUGAAGAUGGUAGAUAAAUACACCAGCUGUCAGAUGCCUAUAAUUUUCACAAAAUGUGAAGAAUUCAUUGUAUCUUAGGAUGACCAUAAAAAAAUUCAUGGUGUGGAAUCUCUAAGCAUUAAUAGAGACAACAGCGCUACUGCAGUAAUACACAGCUACUACAAAUCAGUGGCAGAGCAAGAAUAAGUGGUGUAUCAGGCAAUGUGAAGUUUUUGCCUUUUCUCCUAAUGCUGUGGUUGAGUUUUCCUGGAAAUGAAGGAAAAAAACAUAGCAAAAGUAGGGUGUGUUAAUGAAUCUGAUGAGCAACAAGUCUAAAAAUAGCAAAAGUGCAAAAUGGAAGUUAAAAAACGCAACUGGCACCUGAAGCAUAUUUCCCCUUCUUUAUCUCCAGUGCUAUGCCUCUGCUAAAAAUAUGAAUCACAAAGCAAAGGAAAAAGAGAAAAAAAGUGUUGUAAUACAGUAAAAAUCACUAUAAUAAAAGUUUAUAAGAAUUGAGUUUUUUGGAAUUGACUUUGGCCUAGUAACCAUUAGUAUUUCUUAAUUUUUCAGCAUUUAUUCCAUACUAAUGUGAUAACAACUGUGUGUGUUACCUAGAGAAAAUGCUGUAGAUCCACACAUUUGAACAGAAAUGUUUAUCGAUGCCAUAACGUGAUACAUUUGCUUUCCGGUGUUGUUUUUUGUUUAUAUUAUUUAGGGAAAUUUUACCUUACCAUCACAGAUUUUGUUACUUUAAUAAUGCAGAACUAUAUUUAUUUAAUCUAGAUUUUGUUUUAAAAUUAUCAAGUGUUAGCUUUUACAAAUAAGAGGCUUAUAAUGUGGCCAGAUAUUCUUAGAAUUCUUUUAGGUCUAAGUGUUUUCAAAACUUUAAGAAAUACAUUCUAUUUUUGCACCAUUUAAAAUUUUGUUUCCUUUUAAGUUUUAUUAAGUACACGAGAAGUUUAUUAUUUUUCAUUGAAUCCAAGUGAAUUUAUGGAUAUGUACUUAUCUUUUAUAUGAAUGUAAUAGCUUGCUUUCAGUUCCUCACAGGUCAUUGAAAUUAUUUAACCAAUGAAAACAUUCUCUGUUACUUCCAAAGUCAACUAUGUUUAUCAAAAUCUCACUAGUGUGAGAAAAAUAACAAGUGUAAUAUUAAAGCAUUGUGCAAUAUCUUGAGUUGGAACAUAAUAUUCAGAAAAUUAAAAUCAUUUAAAAUGA
Messenger RNA from Homo sapiens (human), 8144 nucleotides. It is a transcript of the gene FILIP1, whose product is annotated as filamin A interacting protein 1. The coding region runs from base 394 to 4035 and encodes 1213 amino acids. Lineage: Eukaryota; Metazoa; Chordata; Mammalia; Primates; Hominidae. The transcript is spliced from 7 exons. Gene Ontology annotation, cellular component: glutamatergic synapse; cytoskeleton. Gene Ontology annotation, biological process: modification of postsynaptic structure. The record is from RefSeq and is a predicted model, not a curated record.